CCUUCAAGCCGACUCGGAGAAGACAGUGCUGUGAGGUGCCGCGCGGGCCGAGUGGGCUGGAUCGGCGGGUAACGGGCCGGGACUGCGUGUGUCCUCGGGAGGCGUCCGUGCGGGGCGUCCCGCCCUGGGGCAGCGGCUGGGAUCGUCGGGCUGUCUGCUCCUGGCCACUACGCUGCUUUGGUCUUUCUGGCAUCAUUCUAUUUGCCAAAAGGAUGGUUUCUCCCCACCGUGGAAGGGGUUGGAUGAUGUACCUCGCUCUCUGGGACGCCCCACUUGGCUGUAAUCUCAGGAAGGCCUCUUAAACCCCGGCUCACCUCACAGCCACUUCUGGAAGCUACUUGAGAAAAAAAAAAUGAUGUGACAGACCCUCUCAGGAAGGAUUUUCAGAAACCCAACAUCCGCAGAAGAAAGUGGCCCAUUUCCCUUUUGCAAAGUAGACAUUCUCGGAUCCCAAAAUGCCAGCCAAGACACCGAUUUACCUAAAAGCUGCCAAUAACAAGAAAGGCAAGAAAUUUAAACUGAGGGACAUCUUGUCCCCCGAUAUGAUCAGCCCUCCCCUCGGAGACUUCCGCCACACCAUUCACAUUGGCAAAGAGGGCCAGCACGAUGUCUUCGGCGACAUCUCCUUCCUGCAAGGGAACUAUGAGCUGCUCCCAGGGAACCAGGAGAAAGCACGCCUGGGUCCCUUCCCCGGGCACAGCGAGUUCCUGCGGGCCAACAGCACCUCCGACUCCGUGUUCAUAGACACACCCUCCCCGGUGCUCAAAAAUGCCAUCUCCCUUCCGACCAUUGGAGGGUCCCAGGCACUCAUGUUGCCCUUGCUGUCGCCGGUGACAUUUAGUUCCAAACAGGAGUCCUUUGGGCCGGCCAAGCUGCCCCGGCUCAGCUGUGAGCCGGUCGUGGAGGAGAAGGCCCCAGAGAAGAGCGGUCUGCUGGAGAACGGGACAGGCCACCAGGGAGACGUCUCAUGGGGCUCCAGCGGCUCCGCGUCACAGUCCAGCCGGGGCAGGGACAGCCACUCCUCCAGCCUCUCCGAACAGUACUCUGACUGGCCGGCCGAGGACAUGUUUGAUCAUCCCGCCCCGUGCCAGCUCGUCAAGGAGAAGACGAAGUCAGAGGAGUCCCUCUCUGACCUCACGGGUUCCCUCCUCUCCCUGCAGCUCGAUCUGGGGCCUUCCUUUUUGGAUGAGGUGCUGAAUGUCAUGGAUAAAAAUAAGUAAUGGACACCGUGGACUCCUGUCCUUUGGGGGAAAAGGUAUCAGAAAAUAAAAACUAAACUAACCACAGUCAAAGAGAAGAGCUUCACUGGCUAUGUGUGCAGUUGUGCGUGAUGGGUUUUCUAAAAUCAUGUUCCUACGAAAUAUUUUUUGUACCUGUGAUGCCCUGUUUGCAAAAACAAUUAGAAAAAAACAAAACAAAACAAACAAACAAACAAAAACCCGUCCUGGCAGAAAGGAAGUGAGUCAGUCAGAACCCAUUUUCAGCAGGCAUCGCUAAUGUUCAGCUCACAUUUUUUUUGUUUCCAGAAACGUAAGAACUCUGGCUCGGCCAGGAUUGGCACUAGCUACAAAGGGCUGCACAAGUCACGUUAAAGAACUUGACAAUACUCCAGCAUUUUCUGAACAAGAAGAAGUCAAAAUUUAAUACCUAAGCCUUUUUUUCUAGACUCUUUUCUAUAUUACCUUAUUUGGGCUCACCAUAGCGAAUUCUUCAGUGUUAAAACUGUUCUCUGUUUUCACAUUUGAACAACUCUAUGGGUUCGGGGGAUUUUCUCGUAGCUCUUAUAUAUCCCGAUAUAUUAUAUCUAUAUCGCGCAAUUUUGACAGUCAGCUAUACAUGUUGGUAAGACACAAGCGAAGUAUUACUGUAACUAAGUUAUUUUUAAAGUUAAAAUAUAUUUUUAUGUGCCUUUGGCUUUUUAUUGCAGAGUCUACAUUUUAUAGCUCCUACAUCAGAUGUUGUCAUUUGACUUAUGUCCAUUAGGGCUCCAUUGUAAGCUGCGUAUGUAUAUGUUUGGAAAAGUGUAUUCAUACUUAGCUUUAUUUCUUUCUCUUCAUCUGUUAGCGUACUUUUCACAGCAUCCAACAAUGGAUUGUUAAGUUUAAAGGCAUAGGUUACUCAUGAUGCUUCUGCAGAGACUGUGGUCUACACCAUAUAAUGUUAUUUGGAAAUAUAGGUAUUUUAGUACAGUACAUACUUGCAUUACGUAGGUACUUCAUGCGACACAAUAAAGAGUAAAUGUUAAAAUGAAAUUGCUUGUUUAUAGUAAUAACAGGGCUAGAAAAAUGGCUUCUCUAAAGUGUAUGUGAGCCUUUAAAAUAAGAGGCGAUUUUCAUCCACUCUGCAGUUUUGAUUUUUUGCCCAAAGGUUUGAGAGUCCAGAAACAAGGGCCCUUCAGUUUUAGGAAAAAUGAACAUGUGAGAUCAGAA
Messenger RNA from Enhydra lutris kenyoni (northern sea otter), 2429 nucleotides. Its product is annotated as CDC42 effector protein 3. The transcript is spliced from 3 exons. The coding region runs from base 456 to 1220 and encodes 254 amino acids. NCBI's taxonomy places the organism in Eukaryota, Metazoa, Chordata, Mammalia, Carnivora, Mustelidae. The record is from RefSeq and is a predicted model, not a curated record.